Messenger RNA from Colletotrichum phormii, 1177 nucleotides. RefSeq lists its product as uncharacterized. Bases 1 to 1005 code for a protein of 334 amino acids. Lineage: Eukaryota; Fungi; Ascomycota; Sordariomycetes; Glomerellales; Glomerellaceae. The transcript is spliced from 5 exons. The record is from RefSeq and is a predicted model, not a curated record.
AUGGCCGUCAUCGACGAGCUCAAAGGUGUCAAAGUCACCGUCCAAGUCAACGGCCAAGACGCCGUUGAGUACGAAGACUUGGAUGGCUUGGAGCACGACGUGAACCGCAAGAACGCUGACAGCCGUACCUCCAACUAUGUCGAGUCCAAGGACGAUGCCUACUUUUCCCUGAAGUACGAAGUAAAUACCACACACCAAUGGGAGAACCAGGAUCGCGCCCUCUCAUUCGUACUGUAUGUCGAUGGUAAGCACAUUGACGGCGUCGUUUGCGAGGCGAAUCGCUUCAUCCAUAGAGAUCGAUACUACAUAUGGCAUGACGUCGUGGAGGGUUCACGAGAACGUUCAAGUGCCUUCCGAUCUGAACGCCUGAACAAGUUCAAGUUUUCCAAGGUCACCACAAUUGACGAUGCUACCAAGGAACGUGUUCAAGGUGAUUCGAAAAAGGCAAUGUCCCUCGGGGUCAUAGAAGUCUUUGUCCACUCCAUGGUCAUUACAGGGGCUCCAUUCUACGCGGACUCUAGCCGCCGCGACACUAGAAAUUCCAACUUCGACAUCGCGGAAAAGGCACUCAAAGGUCGUGCCGUCUCUCAUGGCACCUCCUUCGCUGACGGUGGAGUCGUUUCCCAGAGAACCUCGAUCAGUGGACGACGCCUCAACGACGGUGUUCCGAUCGCGUGCUUCACGUUUAAGUAUCGAUCUAGGGAUGCAUUGCAAAAGGAGCUGAUCAUACCUCGGUCUCCAAGCCCUGAAGCCAUUGACGAGCUCUCCGAAGCCGAGAUCAGACGGCUAGCUGCAGAGCGCCUGGACGAGAUUAACGUGAAACUAAAUGCUGACUCGUCACAGGAUGGACGUCGAUCUGGCACCGUCAAGCAAGAGAGAAAGGGUCCUAUCAUCAAGCGCGAGUACACCGAGAUCUACGAUCUCACCGAGGAGCCUGCCAAACGCGAAUGGAAGAAGAUCAAGAUCGACACCAACAGAGAGGCUAUUGACCUCACCGACGACUAGAGUCAUGCGUAUCCCGGUGUUGUCACGGUAAUCCUCGUUUUACGGCGUAGCUUUAUUUUGGGCGGCAAGGCGUACUUUGACUUUGUUUGGUCAGGUUCAAGGGACUUGUCCAAACUGUUAUAAAUUCUUCGAUCAGGAGUUCAGGGGCAAAGUGCCGGUUUAUACCCUCUUG